CGUUGUUAGGUGGCCAUAUUGUUACCGGUAGCAACCAGUGAUUUCGAAGCUGUAUGUUCAUGCCAGAAAGACAAGGAGGUUUGAUUUAAAAUUAUAGUGUACCUCCUUCGCUUAAUAUGGAGCAACAACAAGUCGAAGAAGCUUAUGAAGUUCCAAGGUUGGAAUUGGAAAGGAUAGAUGGGUUUAAUGGUAAAGUAAUUCAUGGUUUAAAGGUUCACCCAGACAGACAACAUAUCAUAUACCCACUUGGUUGUGCUGUUGUCAUAGAGGAUAUAAGUGGUAAUGGAAGACCAACUUUACUAUGGGGUCACACAGAUGAGGUUACUUGUAUCUCGAUUUCAAACAGAUCUGGUCAUCUUAUAGCAUCAGGCCAGAAAACAUACAUGGGAUUCAAGGCUAUAACAAUUGUUUGGGAUUAUGCCUCAAAAAGUCGUCUAUACACAUUAGAAUUACAUAAAGUGAACAUUCAGGCUCUUGAUUUCUCACCAAAUGACCUGUACCUGGCAUCUUUAGGAGGUUGCGAUGAUGGCUGUGUUGUUAUAUGGGAUAUGGCCACAGGUAAUGCGAUCUGUGGUUCUCCUGCUCAAGUGGAGAGUGCAGGCAAUACAUUAUGUGUCAAGUUCUCAAACCAGUCUGAUGACCUCUUUGUCACUGGUGGGGAUGCUACAUUAAGAGUGUGGAAGUUGAAUGUGGCUGAUAGAAAAAUCAGACCAGAAGAUGUUAACUUGGGACAGAACAAAAGAAAAUUCUUGUGUAUAUGUAUAAGUAUGGAUGAUUCAUUUUUUUACUGCGGAACAGAGACAGGUGACAUCUUUGCUAUAAACAUGAAAACAAAAAUCUUCCAAUUCUGUGCUCCUGAAAAGAAACAACUCUUUGAAAUGGGAGUCACUGCCUUAGCUCAAUUGAAAAAUAACAACUUUCUUGUUGGAACUGGUUGUGGAAAGUUGGUAGAGCUCAAGUUCCCUUUGCCCGGUGAAGGCUCUAAAAAACAAGUUAAACCAAAACAAGUGAGAUCAUGGAAGGAUGAAUCUGACAGUCAUGCUCAUGACAAUGCUAUCACAUCUAUAGCUCUCAGAGGAAAUGGACACCAGUUCUUUGUUGGCACCAAGCAUGCAAAUAUGUACAAAUUUGGGUAUGAGUGUUCAACUAAAGGUGGUGAACCUACCUUUGAUAGCUGUGAACUCAUCAAAACCUGUCACUCUAGUGAAGUUAAAGAUGUCAUCUUUCCUCCAGGAACAUCAGAGUUGAUUGUAACAUGUCAGAAAGAACAGAUCAGAAUCUGGGCCUUAAAGACUAUGAAAGAGUUGAAGCGACAAACUGUUGCCAAUAUGACAUGCAAUGCUAUUGCUCUGGCUUGCAAUGGAACAGCUAUUGUUUCAGCUUGGGAUGAUGGAAUUAUUCGUAUAUUUGGGUUUGGUGGUGCCAGUGGCAAUGACAUAAAGUUAAAGAUGAAGAUCAAUGCUGCCCAUAGCAAGGGUGUAUCAUCCAUUGCAUGCACUCAGAAUGCAAGACAUUGCAGCCAAGGUGAAUGGGACUUCCAGAUAGUAUCUGGUGGGGGUGAAGGUCAGGUUAGAAUUUGGCAUGUGUUGUGGGAUGGUCGCAGUGAUCCAUGCUAUGAGCUAGAGCACACAUUGAAGGAACAUAAAGGAUCUGUCUCUGACAUCAAGAUACGUAAAGAUGACAAGGAAUGUGUCUCCUCUAGUAAUGAUGGAACUUGCAUUAUCUGGAAUUUGGAGAAGAAAUCAAGAAGCCAGAUUGUUUUUGCAAACACAUUAUUUAAGUGUGUGAGCUACAACAAAGAUGAGACUCAGAUAAUUACCAGUGGUACAGACAGGAAGGUUAGUUACUGGGAAUGUUAUGAUGGUUCAACCAUUAGAGGUUUAGAAGGCUCUAUGACAGGAUCUAUCAAUGCAAUGGAUACCUCUCCAGAUGGACAAUACUUUGUUACUGGUGGUGAUGACAAGUUAAUAAAGGUUUGGACAUAUGAUGGAGGAGAGGUAGUAGCAGUUGGUCAGGGACAUAGUGGUAAAAUCACUAGGAUCAGGAUAUGUCCACAACAGAAAUAUAUCUGCAGUGUGAGUGAAGAUGGUGGUAUCCUCGUCUGGAAGUUCCCCUUUUAAACUGUUCCUCCAUAUACACCAUACAACACACAACCAAUACAUGAACUAGUUAUUAAGAUGACCAAGUUUCUAAAAUGCUCUCCUGUAUACAUUGUGUUGUCAAAUUUCUGAUUAAUUAUCAUAAGCUUCUAAGAUAUCUCGCAUCUUAUUUUCAUUGUGUUGAAACAAAGGGAGCAUUUUAAAAACUGCCGUGAAAUGUUAUACAAAUUGAAGGUGUAGGAAGAUGAAUUGAAAAUAUACAGGAAAAUAAAGAUGUUAACUGUAUGUUCUUGCAUUUUGUAUUUAUCAAUUAAAAUUUAUGUAUACAGUAUGUGUUACCGUGUUGGAAGAAAAAUAACCUGUGAUAUCAAGUGUAUAAAGGGACCAGGCAUUCCUGCAGCAGAAUUAGAAAUUCUUUUGAGGAUUCCUGCCACAACCUGAUGAUAUAUUUUAUACAUAUAUAUGUAAUUUAAGUUUAUGUACAUGUAUUUUUAUCGAAAUGAUCUUGCACAAAAGUGUGCUAAAUUCUACAUCUGAUCUUAAUUGCUUUGUUUAUUUAUUAUAUCCAGUGCACAUGUUUUUUUCUGUGUUGUUUUCCUACCCAAUGAAAUGUGGAAAUCCAAAGCAUAACAUAUUUUCAGUUAUUAUAGAAAGUAUUAACUGUAUUGAAGUAAUUAUUAUUAGAAUAUUAGAAAUCAUUGCUUUGUUACAGUUUGAAAGUAAGAAUGUGUGUUUGUGUGUAUACAAUUACAUUGUUGAUAUCUCUACAUUAAACAAAUUUUGAAUAUAAUCUUUCUUAGACAGAAAGGUUUGGAAAUAUAUAAUUACAUGUAUUCAUAAGUAAAUCCACAGUAUUUGGUAUAAUAAAAGGUUCAAAAAUUUGUCACAAUUGUUUAAGUCUUAAGAAAGGAAACAAAUUUUCUGCUUACAUCACUUUUAUCCUCGAGGAAUUUGGAGCAAUGUAUCAUGGUAGAGAUAAUUGUUUUUGUUAAGACUGAAGCGUUCUGUUUCAUUAUGUACAUUUAAAUUGCAUUUUUAUUUACUUGGAAUAAAUGACUUUUGUGUAUAUUAAAUAAAAUAUCUAUUUCUUCGAGUAAUAAUAA
This is a messenger RNA of Ruditapes philippinarum (Manila clam), 3202 nucleotides long. Its product is annotated as cilia- and flagella-associated protein 52-like. Lineage: Eukaryota; Metazoa; Mollusca; Bivalvia; Venerida; Veneridae. The transcript is spliced from 12 exons. Bases 117 to 2120 code for a protein of 667 amino acids. The record is from RefSeq and is a predicted model, not a curated record. Gene Ontology annotation, biological process: cilium assembly. Gene Ontology annotation, molecular function: protein binding.